Molecule: messenger RNA, 7909 nt
Organism: Pristis pectinata (smalltooth sawfish)
Lineage: Eukaryota; Metazoa; Chordata; Chondrichthyes; Rhinopristiformes; Pristidae
Gene: ankrd6b
Product: ankyrin repeat domain 6b
Exons: 17
Coding region: 555-2927 (790 amino acids)
Cellular component (GO): nucleus; cytoplasm
Molecular function (GO): protein binding
Source: RefSeq, a predicted model, not a curated record
GGGGGGUUGAAGUGAUCAUUGUGCAAGCUGAGGGGUUUAAUCUGCGUAGUUGCAACUGAGACAGUGAGAGUAGAAAACUGGACCUUCUUUCAGACCUGUGGACAUUCGUUGGCCGUGCAAAAAAAAGAACACCGUCCAUUUGAAAGGGAAUUUUCUGAAUGAAAAUGUGCUAGACCGACACAAGUAGUAAACAUCAGUGACGUUAUUGGUCUUCAAGAGGCACCAUUCUAUAAACAAAGAGCCACCUCAUUCCGAUUUGUGGUGAAGAUUAUGAAAAUAUGCUUCCAAGGUUGAAAAGGUGAUGAUGCUGAUGCAGAACCGAUGCUGAUGCAGAACCAAUGCCGUGACAUAUGGAAGGAGUUAAAUUGAAUGUUUUUGAAGACACCCUGUUUGUCCAUGUUACAAAACCACCAGCAUCAAAAGACAGCCAAUUCGAAGGUUUCAUUAUAUCCUGAAAAUCUCAAGAGUUCAGUGUGCCAGAAUCACGGCUCUGCAUUUCCCUUCACUGACAGAACCUGUGCAUUGGUUGCCCUGAGCACCUUCUUUACUAAUUCAUGAGCCAGAGGGAUGCAGUUGCUCAGCUUUCAGAACGGCUUCUCGUAGCUGCGCACAAAGGACAAACCGAGAAUGUUGUGCAGCUCAUCAACAAGGGGGCCAAGAUAGCUGUCACCAAGCAUGGACGUACUGCUUUGCAUUUGGCUGCCUAUAAGGGCCACAUUGAUGUUGUACGAAUUCUACUGAAAGCAAGUUGUGAUCUGGACAUCCAGGAUGAUAGUGAUCAAACAGCCCUACAUCGGGCAGCUGUUGUGGGUAACACUGAGGUUAUCUCGGCACUCAUUCUUGAGGGGUGUUCUCUAGACCGGCAGGACAAGGAUGGUAACACUGCUCUACAUGAAGCCAGCUGGCAUGGAUUCAGUCAGUCUGUCAAACUCUUGGUCAAAGCAGGAGGAAACGUCCAUGCAAAGAAUCAGGCAGGCAACACAGCUCUCCACUUGGCCUGUCAGAAUGGUCACUCCCAGAGUUCUCGUGUGUUGUUACUGGGAGGAUCCAGACCUGACAUUAAGAACAGUAUGGGUGACACAUGUUUACACAUUGCAACUCGUUAUAAUCAUGUGACUAUUAUUAGAAUCCUCCUGAGUGCUUUCUGUUCUGUCAGUGAGAAGAACCAGGCUGGAGAUACACCACUCCACAUUGCUGCUGCCCUCAACCACAAGAAAAUAGCCAGACUCCUGCUGGAGGCGGGAGCGGAUGGAAGCAUUGUUAAUAACGCAGGUCUGACCCCCCUGGAAGCAGCUAGAGAGAGCAACAGUCCUGAAGUGGCCCUUCUUCUCACCAAGGCACCACAGGUUCUCAGUUUCUGUCGUGGGAGAAGCCUGAGGAAGAAGAGGGAGAAGCUAAAGGAAGAACGUCGAGCCCAAUCUGUGCCUCGCGAUGAAUUGAUCCAGAGUAAGGGAAGUGUCUCAGUUGAUGACGUCCAUAGCAGUGACCAAGGACAUCAGAAGAAAAGAAAUGGAGAUGAUUUCAUCAGAAUGACUACACCAGAACAGAAGAGAAAGCGGGACAAAAAGAAGAAGCAGAAGGAAAAGGGUUCUGCUCUUUCUGACCCUCCUCCAUUGAUAGACCAGCCACCUCAGCAAGACAACAGACACAUCAGGAGAAGGAGAAAUAAACACUGCUGCUGUUCCCCAACUCCACAGCAAGGUCUUCUCCCUCAUAAUUUCCGUGCCUACCAGCUCUACACAUUGUACAGAAACAAAGAUGGCAAAAUCAUGCAGGCCCCCAUAAAUGGUUGUCGUUGUGAGCCUCUGAUCAAUAAAUUAGAAAAUCGUCUUGAAGCUACAAAAGAAGAAAUAAAAGCAGAGCUUGAAAUUGUGCAGGGAAAAUUAAAUACAAAACUUGGAGAACUGGAAGGAAGGAAUAAGCAUGAGAUCAGAGUCUUAGAAAAGUUAACAUCUGAACGGAUAUCAGCAGAGCGGACAGAAUGCCUGCACCGUAUUGACCAGCGUGCAGUACUGGAGCGACUCGAGGGAGACAGACGCCAGGCAUUAAUGGUUGAUGAUAUGAAAUCGUGGUGUUCGUCCAAGCUCCAAAAUCUUGAGCUCAAGUUGUCAGGAGAACUGAUGUCUAAAUCUGCAGCGCCUGACGGUGAGAACCUGCCAGAGACUUGUAGUACUGAUACCAUCCAAACCAACAGGGAUCAUAGGAGUUUCCAGAUGUACCCUGUCAUACAUCAGCCUGGAGAACAAUCACAACAGUCCUACAUUAGUCUGCACAGUAGCUUGUCCGAAGAAUCGGGAGGUGUGAAAGUCCAAUCCUCUGAUGAGGCAUCAGGCAGACAGUACCUUGUCAUUCAACAUGAUAUUCCAUCAGGAACAACGCAACAGGUUAUGACUGUUUCCAAUUCUUCCCCAAAUGUGCCUCAGGCAACUUCUCCAGUGGUUAGACCAAAGGAAAGAGCCUCUUCCCUUGCUGCUAAAAUACACCAUGAGUUUCCACCUUUGGAGAAGCCUGUGCCCAAAUCUGGGCAUGUAAAGUUUCAGACUUCUCAAGAAAAUACAGUUUUAACUGACCAAGCAAUAAGUGGCCAACCUCUUGGAGGAUGGAAUCAAAAUAAAAGCACUCAGACUAAAAAAUCUCUGAGUGCAAGGCACAGGCAAAGACAGAGCAGCACACAAGCUUCUGCUGCCCACCGUGUGGGCCAGCCCACCACACAAAUCAAGGACAGCUCACCGGUACUUGAAAUCACGCAGUAUUUUUUUGAGGCAGUUUCCACACAGAUGGAAAAGUGGUACGAAAGGAAGAUUGAGGAGGCAAGAUAUCAAGCUGAUCAGAAAGCGAGUCAGGAUAAAGUUGCUUUGCUUGAACAAAUUAAAAGUUUGGAAGAAGAACUGCAGAAACUGAGGACUAAAAUGCAAAAGGAUAGCUAGCAGUUGCCAGUAAAAGACACAUCUUUCUAUCAAGGAAGAAUAUCACCAACAGUGAAGAUCUCAUCAACAUUCCUCCUCUCUAAUACAAUUAUGUGGAUUUUCACUGAGUUCAAGGCUUGCAUUAAAAUAAUGCAUGUUUUCUUUAGGUUUGUUAGACUGUCAUAUCACAGAUUAAACAUUCCACUACCCUAUUUCAGGACCUCCCUGUAAUAUAGUGAAAUAGGUUGGGUUCUCAUUGUGUUAAAAUGAUGCACAAACUCAAGUUAUUGAUGAAAGACUUAAGGCUUUGAAUAGGGCACAUUAGUAAAUUGUUACUGUUGGCAAGUGUAGAAGUAUGGUUAAUUUAAGCAUAAACCUGUACUAUCAUAUUCCAAUACUGCGCAUCAUGCUCCUUAGCACUAGUGCCACAGUAGAAUUAUAAUAAUCCAGCAUCCUUGGGAUUUUGAUGGUGCCAGACUAUUGGAUGUUACUUUUAUCAAUACCCAAACACUCCAGCUUUGGAUAACUCACUCUUUCUGUUUUUGAGAACUGGCUAUUUUUGUCUGCCAUUCUUUUCCUUUUUUUUUCUAUCAUCAAACUAUCCAACAUUACACAGACAAAGCUCCUUAACCUUAUUUUAAUUGUCCCAUUAUUUCACCCUAUCAGAGAAAUUCCCUUUGUUCUCCAUCCCACCUUCUCUGCUGCCAAGACUAACUUGUUUCUCCUUCUAGAGGUGCUGUCUGAUCUCAUGAGUUUUUCCAGCAUUUCACUUUCUUUUCAUGUUACACAGUAAUAUAAUGGGUGCGACUUAAGGAAAUAUAUAAACACUCCAGCCUCUUGGCUUUGGCUACACCCUGCUCUACUCUAGAGGAAUAAGUUUGCCAGAUGCCAAACCAUCAGGAUUUUCAAAUUAAAGUGGAUACUGGAUUAUUGGAGUAUUACUGGUUUUAGUCACAAUGAACGAAUAAAGUACAUGAAAACUACUGUAAUCUGAAAUGCGUCAAAUUGAAGGUGGUAGAAUAAAAAAAACAUAUCUUUUAGAUGUUGGCAAAUCUAUCACACACAAAUCCAGUACAAUGAAUUUUCACAUCCAAUGUUAUAAGAGUAUAGCUGCCCAGAAUGACUAUAUUAUCACUAACAACACAUUUUGAUAAGCAUAAUAACCAGAAUGGUAAACUCCCAAGAAGAAAAAAAGAUUAUUUUAAUACUUGGGGGAGGGUGGAGUCAAAGAGAAGGAAUAAGUCAAAUGACUUUCAUAUUAUAUCUGUGAGCAAUGUAUAUUAUGUAUAAUAGAGAACCCAGGAUUACCAGAUAGCUGCUGAAUGCAGUUGUGAGAAUUUAAAGAAGAACAUAAUGUAACUUUUUGAAGUGUGAUCUAAAAGUAGAUUUAUAUUAAUUUAUCUCUUUUCUAAAAGACACAAUAGUUCUAAAAUCUUUCAAACCUAUUAUGUUUUACUGCUGGAGAUGGGGCCAGUGAGUUUCCAGCAUUGGAAAUGUCAAGUAAAUAAGAAGGUACCAGAGGAAGUUUGUGAGCAUGGCCACAACUCUCCCAGUGCUACAGCAUAAGGGCUUGGCUGGAUUUUGCUUCAUGGGCUUUGUUCUUGAUGUAGGAAACUUGGUGCUGAUAGUGGAUCUGGAGAGUGGUAAGUUCGGGAAGUUUACAACCCAAAGACUGUCAGUCACAGAAUCAGGAAUGUCUUCCCACAGGGUCGGCCUCAACCUGAGUACGUGAACAGAACUGGAAUACUCUGGGAGCAGAAACCAAGCAGAGUGGGUAAACUAACUGAGGCAACUGUGCAGCUAGUGUGACAAAAUUUUUUAGCAUAUAAACAAAGUUAGAACCACUUAAUAGCCAACAAGGUAUGCAGGAUUCUGAGCACCACACUCAAUGCCAUGCCACUAUCAUAUCUAGUUAUGGACAAUUACACAGCUAAUGGAAAGAAGUGGCUCCAAACCUAACACCCUUCCUCAAAGAUGGCGGGUCCCAACACAGGCUGUAGCAUUCACAACCAUGGUCAGGCAAAAGUGCUGAAUGGAUGACUCAGCUAGGCUUAUUCCAAGAUCCCCACCAAUACAAAAGUCAGUCAGCAUCUAUUCAAUAGUGUGGGGGACAUUACCCAGGUAAACGCUCGUCACAAAAGGCAUUUCAAAUCCUAUCUGGCUAAUUACUGCCCAGUCUAAAUCAUCACUAAAAUGAUGGAAGCCAUCAUCAACAAUGCUAUCCAGAGGCACUUACCAACAGCCAGGUUGGGUUUCACCAGACCACUCGAUUCCACACCUCAUCAGAGCUUUGGUGCAAAUAUGGACCAAAGAGGUGAAUUCCAGAAUGGGGGUGAGAGUGACUGCCCUUCACAAGAAGACAGCAUUUGAGCGAGUUUGGAAUCAAGCCACCUGGAAAAACUAAAAUUAAUAGGCAUCAAAGUAAAAACCUUGCACAAAGAGAGAUGGUCGUUGAAGUCAAUCACCCCUGCUCCAGGAGUUCCUCAGGGCAGUGUCCAAUGACCAACCAUCUUCAACUACUUCAUCCUUCCAUCAUAGCAUCAGUAGUGGGCAUGCUUGACUACAUAAUACCAUUCCACAACUUCUCAGCAAAUGAAGCAGUCCACGCCUUCAUGCAGCAAGACCUAAACAAAAUUCAAACACUGUCUGAUAAGUGGCGAGUAGCAUUCAUGCCAGGCAAUGGCCAUAUCCAAGAGAGAGUCCAAACUCCUACCCUGGAUAUUUAGUGGCAUUGCCAUUGCUGAUUCCCCUGUCAUCAAUGUCCUGGGGUAGGGAGAAGUCACCUUUGACCACAAAGUUAACUGAACCGGCCACAUGGUUACAGAAACAGGUCAGAGGAAUGGGCUUGAUGUCAUUGCUUGAUAUCAAGCCCAUUCCAUUUUCUACAAGGUAGAGUGUGAUGGAAUACUCUCCACUUGCCUGGACAGGUGCCAUUCCAACAACUUCGAAGAAGAUAGAUGCUGUUCAUGACAAAACAGCCUGCUUGAUAAGCAUCCUGUGAACCACCUAAACAUUCAUUCCUUCUACUAUCGCCUGCAGUGUGCACUAAAUGUUACUCACCUAGUUUACUCCAAUAGCAUCUCCCAAAGCUGUAAUCUUAACCAUCAAGGACGUAGGGCAACAAGUCCAUGGAACACCUUGACCUGCAGGUUCACAUCCAAGUUGUACAGCAUCUUGACUUGAAGUAUAUCACUGGUUCUUCAUAGUGGUGGGUCUAAAUCCUGGAACUCCCUACCAACAACAUAGUGGAAGUAUCUUCACCAGAAGGACUGUGGCAGUUCAAAAAGGCAGCUCACCACCAUCUUAUAAAGGGUGAUUACCAAUGGGCAAUAAAUACUGGCUUUGCUAGUCAAGUGCAGAUGCUGAAAAUGAAUAAAAAUGAGAAAAUGUGCAGGACAGAUUAUUCUGCCAGUUAUUAUUCAAUAGGUACAUUUAAGUGUAAGCAAUACAAAUGAUAGUUUAUGUAGCAAUUAAGAUUAAAGCAAUUCUGCAAAUUGGUAAUGUCUUGACGAUCCUUUGCCUAAGAUCAGCAUCACUGGUAAAAACAACCUGCUUAGUAACUGGUACAGUUCAUUAUAAUUACUACUUUGAACGUUUUGCUUUUUUUCAGAUCACAAGAUCUAUUUACAAGUUACAGAACAACUGUCAUGUUAUAAAAUGAUGGACAAUUUGUAAUCUUGUCAUUGAUUACUGGAGCUAUGUAAAUUAUACCCUUAAACUGCUUUGGUUUAGUUUUUUUUACAUUGUAAGUCAAAUGUACCAGCAGUUUAUUAAGAAUCUAGAAUCCAAUCAUUCCAAAACCUGUUACCUCUGUGGAUUUGGUUAUUGGACAUUCACAACUUUCCACAGAAAGCAGAAAAAAGAUAGAAGUGUUAUUUAGAAAAUGUAAUUGAUAAGUUUUGUAAAUCUAUGCCACUGUGCUGACUUUGGAAGUUUUAUCUAUUUUGUACAUUUUUUAAAAAAAUAUUAAAAGUAGAUACAAUUGUGAUACAGUGUACAUAAUGUGCCUUUACCAUGCCAUGGAUGUAGGACCUAAUAAAUUAAGUAUUGAUAGGACUGCAAGAAGCGAUUUAUAGAGUAGUGCCUUCUUGUCUGCUGCUUUAGUGCAAGGAUGUUAUUUGUCACAUCACACUUGAAAGGGCAAAACAAAUACUUAACUCACUACUUCAAACAUAUACAAAACAUCUAUAAUAUUUAAAAGGUAGAAGUAUAUCAUUGAAACUUUUCAGAAAGGGACCUGAACAGAUUAUCCAUGUUCCAUUUAAAAACUUUAAAUCCUCACUCCCCUCCAGCUCACGGUGUCAGAACCAGAAAAAAAAGAUGCAAAUUCUGCAAAGCUGUGCUGAUUUGCUAACACAACUCCCCGGAUUUGUGCAAGUGACACUGGAGGCUCCCUGCAAUUGCUUCACCCAGCUUGCUCCAGAAACCAGACAUUUGAAUCUGCCAUUGUACCUUUCAACCUCUAUUGGUAAUUGUUAAAAAGGUAGAUAUUAGAAAAUACAACUCCACAAGUCUCCUGCUCACCAUCAAAAUGCAGGACAAUAAUUCAACCUCACCCACUGCUGAAUAAGCAGAUGUUGAGUACAGCCAACGAAGUACAUCCAAUAGAGUGAUAUACAUCUGAUUGUACAUUUUAAAUGUGCCAGAAAAGCUUUUCUUGACAUGAUUUGACACACUCCUGCUCCUGUUUCUUAUGUAAAGAUCACAGAGUUUGUCCCAUAAGCAAUAUAAACAACCUAUUUAUAAGUUGCUGAUGAAAUUUGCUGGAAUAAAUCUGUGCAUCUUCAAAACAAAAUUUUCUUAAAACUAAGAGAAUUGCUUGGCUGUAUUCACAUGAAAUUGGUCUAAAUUAAUCUCUCUCAAAACCCUGGAAUCUACUAUCUUCUUUAAAGUAACCUUUAGUCUAAUCUUGUUCGCUUCGAGACAUUUUAGAAGUGUAUUUUAGUAAUUUUCAAAAAAAAUCCCAAUGAUUGACAUAUUGUACAGAAUGCACAAACUAGCUU